UGGAGCGGCGCCUGCAGGUAGCCAGCUGCAGGCUGCGUUUACAAGUUUGGACCAAGAAGUUAGUGUGGAGUGGACACAUGCAAUGUAGACCACAUCCCAAUUGUUUUGGAAGUUAUGUUUGGUUUUAUACCACUGGUGAAAUGUCGAGUUGAUCAUACUUUGUUUAGCUUGGAGGUGUGACUUUGGGACGAUUCCUGCUGUAACCUUAAAAAAAAAACUUUCUGCCAAACUUGUAAUGAUGACUUUCGCAAUGCACCGGCCCAUGGCAACGCACUUGAUGUACCCCAGCCUCGGGAUGAUGUCCGAGGACGAGGAAACCCGUAGCGAGAGCGACGGCAGCUCCACCGAUCAGUGUUAUGGAAUAUGCACCCAGACGCAGAAGACACGGCGGAUCUCCCUGCAGACGGACGGCAACAACGUGGUGAUCGUCAAGCAGAGGAACGCGGCCAACGCCAGGGAGCGAGACCGGACCCAGAGCGUCAACACCGCCUUUACAGCGCUGAGGACUCUGAUACCCACCGAGCCGGUGGACAGAAAGCUGUCAAAGAUUGAGACUCUUCGCCUGGCCUCCAGCUACAUCGCCCACUUGGCCAACGUGCUACUGGUUGAAGAGGGCCAGAGUGACGGCCAGCCCUGCCUCGGCCCUGCGGUCUACACGCAGGGGGAGAGCGGGGCCAAGCAGCCUCGGAGGCCCACCAUAUGUACCUUCUGUCUGAGCAACCAGAGGAAAGGGAUUAAGGAUGGCAAAGACUGUAUAAAGAGUCGAGGGCUGGGAUCCCAUCGAAUGAGACGUUGAGUCAGAAGAAAGAACGCCUGAUUCCCCUGAUUCACCUUCUCCUCAAAGACAUUCUCAGGAAAAACAAAGUAAUUUGGUUAAACGACAACAUACAAAGACCCAGAGGACCACACAUGCUGGAUACAACGGAAGAUAAACCAUCUAUUUAUGACCGAAGCGUAUGUAUGCUAAGGCCUUUUAAAAAUGCAGUGCAUUAAGAGUUUAUGAUUUUUGUAGUGUGAAUACUGAAGCCUUAAAAUGAGAUAUAUUUUUAUUAAAUGAAAUAUUCCUGUGUGAGUUGCGUGGUUGGAUUCUCUGAAACAUGGGCAUGGUUUAUUAUAUUCGUAUUUGAAAUAUGCUUUGACGAAAGUUAAAGACUGAGUUACUAUAUAAAAAAAAAUUAUGUGUGAGAAAAAAUAACUAGGAAGGGAACUUUUGGGACGGAUACAUAAAUAACAUCAAAAUACAUAUAUUCAAUUUAUAUCAAGACAAGACCAUCCAUCACACAAACACACACACACACACACACACACACACACACACACUCAUAAAAAAACACACACGCACACACAAAUACCAGUACUCUGAUGCAUACAACCAUGCAACACAGAAGCGAGCACACACUUGAACAAACACACAAACACUCGCACACGCACAGAAAAACACAUUCCAUUCCAUUGUUAUUGUGUGCAAGAAAGAGUUGUUUGCAGAGUCAGGGACGCCAUGGAAACAGGGUUCAGGGGUUCCAGUGUCGUCUGUGAUGUUUUUUAGUAAAUCUCACAGUUGAGUUUUUUUUAAGUCUGGUAUCGAUUAGUCAUGGCUUAUAAUGGCCCCCGCUCUGCUUGGAAGUCUCAACACAGCUGUUGGUAUGCAGAAGGGAUAAAUCAGGGCUGAGCCACCGGUGGACAGGGAGUGAUGGGAGAGAGGUUGGAGGUCCCACGGGAGUAGUACAGACAGACACACACACACACACACACACACACACACACACACACACACACACACACACACACACACACACACACACACACACACACGCACAGACACACACACACACACACACACACACACACACACACACACACACACACACACGCACAGACAAGCACACACACACACACACACA
Messenger RNA from Gadus macrocephalus (Pacific cod), 1901 nucleotides. RefSeq names its product transcription factor 15 (gene tcf15). The transcript has 2 exons. The record is from RefSeq and is a predicted model, not a curated record. The coding region runs from base 236 to 796 and encodes 186 amino acids. Gene Ontology annotation, biological process: developmental process; regulation of transcription by RNA polymerase II. Lineage: Eukaryota; Metazoa; Chordata; Actinopteri; Gadiformes; Gadidae. Gene Ontology annotation, molecular function: protein dimerization activity; DNA-binding transcription factor activity, RNA polymerase II-specific; RNA polymerase II transcription regulatory region sequence-specific DNA binding.